Molecule: messenger RNA, 702 nt
Organism: Pleurotus ostreatus (oyster mushroom)
Lineage: Eukaryota; Fungi; Basidiomycota; Agaricomycetes; Agaricales; Pleurotaceae
Exons: 4
Coding region: 1-702 (233 amino acids)
Biological process (GO): transmembrane transport
Cellular component (GO): membrane
Molecular function (GO): transmembrane transporter activity
Source: RefSeq, a predicted model, not a curated record
AUGCACGAGGAAGCCGGUACGACUGCCACGUCUAUGUCGUCUCCUCGUAAAGUCGGCCACCUCGCCGGGCUCGUUAUGGCAUUGACGGACUGGAAGAUUUGGUGGAUCACUUCGAUUAUGACCCUGGGGCAACUCUCCUUUUCUUUUGUCAUAUUCUUCCCGACAUUGACGAAGACUCUGGGGUACGAUACUACGACGACACUGUUGCUCUGCGCCCCGCCAUGGGUAGUCGCAACAAUUAUCGCAUUCGCCGUCACAAGGCACUCAGAUAUUGUUCACGAACGCUGCUGGCACAGUGUAGCCCCUGCGGCUACGGCCAUGCUGGGGUUUAUAAUAGCAAUGAGUACCAUGAGCACGGCCGCCCGAUACGUUGCAUUGUUUCUCAUGGCCGUCGCGCCUGUAAGCGGCAUGUGCAUCAUGGCGUGGGCAAUGUCAUCCAUCCAACCCGCAAACAAACGUGCAGUCGGAAUAGCGCUCAUAAACGCCCUAUCUCAGCUGGCCCUCGUAGCGGGCCCGUACGCCUGGGAUCAAAGCUGGGGUCCGUCGUACGCUCGGUCCUUCGGGAUUUGUCUGGCUGCGAGCGGGGCGAGUGUGAUCAUGGCCGCGGUCCUGCGACAGCACCUUGCUAGCCUGAACCGGAGGGAAGAGAAAAUGGAACUCGAUCGUGGGCAAGCGCACCCAGGGUUUAGGUACAUGCUGUGA